AAAAAUCCAAACAACAAAACGCAUCGCGGCUGAAUCCCAAUGAACGACAGCCAACACGCAGUUGGUGAGCGUGUUGAGCUCGGGUGGCCGCUGCGCUUUGUGGAUUACGUGACGAUUUGCGGCCUCGACAGCCAGCUCAUCGCGGUCAGCAUCCCGGAGCUCGAGCAGGAGGAGCGAGCCGCGGCCAAUGCUGCUGCAGCCGCCGAGACGGACGCCCUGGCCAAGGUCGGCGACCCGGACCCGCUGACCGACCCUGCGGCCGCCGAGCAGCUUUCAGAGACGAGUCCCGGCCUCUCUGCUGGGGCCGCUGCCGUCCCUGGCCUUGGAAGUGGGGCAGCAGGGGCAGGGGCAGGAGCAGCAACAGCGAGACCAGUUCGCCCGCCUCGAUCAUCACCAUCAUCAUCAUCAUCAUCAUCAUCUGCUGCUGCUGCUGCCACAGGCACCACCACCACUCCCACCACCGCCACCACCACUACCACUGCUGCUGAAGCCGCGAGUGACAGUGCCGGUAGCAGCAAUGGCGCCAGUGCAGCGGGCAGCGGCAACUCGAGCCAGGAGAGCAGCGCUGCGCCAAGCCGAAGCAACUCCAAUGCAACAUCCAUCCACCCUUCAUCCAUGUCGGCCGCCUCAAGCCAGGUCAGCGUCAACAACGGUGGCGCCGCGUCAGAGCUGUCGACCUCGUCGUCGUCCUCGUCGCUGUCGUCCGUCCUUGCUGCCGGUGCGGAUGGCAUUGCUCCGCUUCGGGUCGGCUACCAGCCUGCGCUCCUGUGCCGGUUCCCCGCUGAAGACCAUGCAGACAGCCCGUUUCCGCUGUCGAUUGAGCAGUUUUGCUUUCCAUCUCGCGCCUUCUUGCACGAGAUUGAGGCGCCGACCAGCAGCAGUCACCAGGCAGACCCGUCCGGGGCACGUCGCGGGUCCAAUCUCUCCACGAGCAGCAAUGCGUCGCGCGACAGCGGAAUUGGAAGCACUGCGUCCGCGUCCAUUUCGGCGUCCACCGCUGCGCUCGAUAGUCACGCAAGCUCGGACGCCGAUGCAACCAUGCCGGGCAUUUCGCUCGUUCACGUCGUGCCUCCGCCCAAAUUUCACACGUUUGUUCUCACUGAGAUUAGCGGGACGCGCCUGCACGGCUGCUGCUUGACCUUUUACGAGCAAGUAGAUGACAAGACACUUGCCGUGCUACGCGAGCGAAUGGCCGUCUGGGAGAAGGCGCAAGCGGCCAAGCGCGCCCGGACGUUGGCGGCAAUGUCAGCCAAAAUCAAACUGGAGGAAGGCAUUGCCGCGCGCCUGGACGAAAAACAGCGCGAUUUGGUUGCAAUGCAGCGCUCACAGCCCGGCUCUGUUGUUGUUCAAGCCGAGAUCGCCCAGAUUGCGCAGCUCUUGGAGGAUUCGCGUGAAAAGGUCCUCUUGUAUCGUGAUUUUCGGCAAAAGGCUGUGGGGAUGACCACCCAGCCCCUUGUCGCAUCUCGCGUGCUUGCUCCGAAAAGCAUUUGCACAAUUUCCCACUGGCCUUUGUAUUCUGUGUUUGGCGAUUAUCUUAAGAAGAUCUUUUGCAUGCUCAAGCGCCCAGAAGGACUGGAUGUGCCAUUAGAACGGUACUUUGUGCACAUGUGCUAUGAAGUCCCAUUGCCACCACCUGGCAAGAUGGAGGUCAAGCUGUCUCUCGGAGAUACAGACAUUUUUGUGUCGCGUCCUGCAGUCAACGAUUACUAUCCGCUGAUUGCCGACCUGCCAAUCGAAUUGCUCUUCAAGUCGCUCGACUUGCCGAACAUUGUCAAACUUUUCGGAUGCAUGCUGCUCGAACGGAAGAUUGUGUUUUAUUCGGACAACCUUUCGCUUCUACACGCUUGUGUGGACACACUAUCGCAGCUGUUGUAUCCUUUCCACUGGCAACACGUCUACAUUCCUGUGCUGCCGUUCGCCAUGGUGUCUGUGCUAGAAGCGCCGAUGCCGUUUGUGAUUGGCCUGCCUGGGGCACUCCGGCCGCUCCCGCUUCCCGCGGACGACAUCAUCAAAGUGGACUUGGACGCCAAUACGGUCUCGACGAGCACAGGAAGCGGAGAGACCAUGGGCUUUGACGACCAGGUUGCGCCUGCUGAUCUCAUCCCAGUACUCCCGCCUGUGCUCGAAAAGCUCCUCCUGCACAAACUCAAGCAGGCACACGCCAACUUGUUUGGACGGCUCGACGCAGAGCUGUUGAACGCAGACGCCACGCCGCGGACGGCCGACCUCGCCUUCCCCGAUGGAUUGGACAGCUAUCGUCCUGCCAACGAUCUUCCCAAAAACUCCAUCAUUCCGAAAGGUGACAAGCUUCGACGGAAACCCGAAUUAGCUCGCGUUCGCACCCAACCAGGGCUGAAUGUGGAAGGCAUUCUUUCCAGUUCGGCCAGCACAUCGCCUGCGUCAACAUCUGCCUCGUCAUCCACCUCUUCCACUCCUGUUAAUAGCACAACACCACUGUCCGCACCGUCGAGCUUUGCCGCACUCGGCCAGCCUGCUAGUUCCGCUCCACUGGCAACUUCAUCGGCCAACGCAAAUGUUGAUUCGACGCCGCAGGCUUCAGUCCGGGAAAACAAGUGGCGCCACACUCUGGCACCAACCUCUGGUAGCCUCUCGCCUUCCUUUGAUGUGACCAAACAACCUCCAAGCAGACAGCCGCCUCCUCCGCCGAGUGCACCCGCCCGACAGUCUGCCGUGCCAACUUCCCCGUCGUCAGCCACCCUCGCAGACAACUCUGCUUCGCUGACAUCGAGCUCGAUCAGCAGUGGUGACGGCACUCCUGCCGAUUCGGAUGCCCGCCCACCCAAGCCUGCCAAGCCGCGCAUGAGCCCAGCCGUUCGCCGACCGCCAGCAGUGGCGCCAACGGAUGCAUCGCCGGCGCCUGCUGCGCCCGAGCCACCAGCAUCCUCGCCACCAGCAUCAUCGCCACUAGUCCAACCCCAAUCGACGACGCCCCCGAUGUCGGAGUGGCUUCACGGCAAGAUUUCUGCCGUCGAUGCUGAGAACAUGCUCAUCUCCACGGGCGUCAAAGGGAGCUUUUUGGUGCGCGAGAGCCAGACGAAAGCCGGAGCCUUCACCAUCUCGCUGCGUCGCGUGGAUGUCGUUGAGUCCGGUUCGCUCAACGCACAGAGCGUUUCUCACUUUCGCAUUGAACCAGUCGGCGCACAGUUUUCGUGCGGUGGCCGGGUGUUUGAUUCCAUCACCGAUAUUGUCGCUCGGUACAUGAAAGAUCCCAUCUCGCCAGGAGUGUGCCUGAGCACGCCAAUGCCGCCCGCGCCGGCCGAACUCCCACCGCCUGUGAGCCCUCGAAACCUCUCCGGCAACCCUUCGUUCUCGCGAGCAAAUCGUCACACGAUGGUGUCCAUGCCGCUUACAGUCCGCGAACGCCUUCGCGGCAUUGGAGACGCGCCCGCGGCCACGCAAACACCUCCUGCCGCGCCGGCUUCUGCUGCUGUUCCGGCUUCUGCGGCGCCCAUGCCGCCGCCGCCAGCCCGCCAAGCGUCUCUUCGUGGUGUUCGCCCGCAAACCAUGUUUGUGGGCAGUGGGCCAGCGUCCACAACAACACCAGCUGCGGCGGCCGCCGCUGCUGCUGCUGCCCAGGCAAGCCCGACAAGCGCUGCAUCAGACAGUGCAGUUUCGCCAUCGUCCGCCUCUUCUACGUCUUCUACUUCUUCUUCCCUGUUUUACUUUUCUACCGACCAGUCUGCUCCAACUGCGGCGUUCUCGGAGAAACACGAGUACAACCCGGCGUCGAAUGACGCCACAUACAUGCGCGAUCACAUCUUUGAACCCAAGAAAUUCAACUCAAAGGUCAAGACCUGCGUGUACUGCAGCGGCAAUGUAACGGGCAUCAAUGCUCGCCAGGCACUCGAGUGCGAGCGCUGCAGCAUUGCCUGCCACAAAAAGUGCAUGGCUUUUGUGACGUCCUCGUGCCGCAUUGCAUUUGUGCCCGCUGGCGUGCGCAAAGCCUUCCUGCGAAUCAUGUUGACGAUUCUCAAAAACUACCGGCAAUUCCUCAACACGCCAGAGCUUGAUGACGACAACAGCACGGGCGAAGAGUGGUUUAACAAGGAAGCCUUCCUCGCAAGCCACGACAAGGAGCUGCGGCCGUUUGUGGCACAGGUUCUAGACACGCAAAGCUUUUCGCAAUUUACGCUUGAUCGCAUGGAACGCCCGCCCAGCGAUUUUGAAGUGCUGUUCUUUGACGAGUCGCUCAAAGAGCGGCAAAACCGAAAGUUCACCAAACUCACCAAAGAAGCAACUCCCUUCCUCUCGGACAACCGCUUCCGCGUGUCCGAAACCAUUGCAGCACGGUCGCCUUCCCUGCCAGCGGGCUGUGCAAGCUCCUCGACCGUCUACUCGCGCGUCCCUGUCGAGCUCAACCCGGCACUCUUGUCGUACACGGUCGCAACACCCAUCAUCAACGAUCGUGCGCUUGACAAUCUCAAGGCGCACGCCACUUCCGUGACACGCCGCGUCAAGAUGAUGAAGCUGCAGAAAAUGAAACGCAUGUACGAGGUGCUUGGUCGCUUCCAGAAUACCGAGGCACAACUCGAAGCCGUUCAACAGAGUCUGUUGUUUGGAACGUGCAUCGACGAAGUCGAGCGCACUCUGGCCACCGUUGCCAUGUCUGAGGCUGCCAUGGCCACUGCGCCAGUUGGUGUCUUGCAAGAGUCACUCAGGCAGCUGCACAACGCACAAGCUCGCUUGGCAGAUGCGGCGGAUGUUUCCGAUGCCGACAGGUGGUACAAGGAGGCAUGGGAUUUGACCAUGCACCAACUCGUGAGCUUGAUUGUCACGUUUGAGAGCGCACUGGCCAAGCAUAACGCGUGAAAAGCCUCCUCUGGUGUUGUUGAUUUCUGGUUCGUUUUUUACUUGUUUUGUUGUUUGUUUGUUUGUCUGUUUGUUCCAAGUUGAUUCAUGAUCUAGUGCUUUUUUUUUCAGUUCUUUUUCGUACCAACAUGAGAUUGUAUUGUUAGCAAUUGACAAAGGGUGGCAGUAUGCGAAACGGCCCG
Capsaspora owczarzaki ATCC 30864 is the source of this 5012-nucleotide messenger RNA. RefSeq lists its product as hypothetical. Gene Ontology annotation, cellular component: cytoplasmic vesicle. The record is from RefSeq and is a predicted model, not a curated record. Gene Ontology annotation, biological process: regulation of Rab protein signal transduction. The transcript is spliced from 6 exons. NCBI's taxonomy places the organism in Eukaryota, Filasterea, Ministeriida, Capsasporidae. The coding region runs from base 40 to 4830 and encodes 1596 amino acids.